Messenger RNA from Oryzias melastigma (Indian medaka), 1563 nucleotides. RefSeq names its product von Willebrand factor A domain-containing protein 5A. The transcript has 18 exons. Bases 227 to 1381 code for a protein of 384 amino acids. The record is from RefSeq and is a predicted model, not a curated record. Lineage: Eukaryota; Metazoa; Chordata; Actinopteri; Beloniformes; Adrianichthyidae.
ACAGAUUUACAGUCAGCCCUUCAUCUCCAACCAGCCUAGACAGCUGUUUGUCUUCACUGAUGGAGAGGUGGGGAACACAAAGGAAGUUCUGGAUCUAGUUAGGAAGAAUGCAGCUUCUCACAGGUGUUUCUCUUUUGGGAUUGGAGAAGGAGCCAGCUCUGCUCUCAUCAAUGGGUUGGCUCAGGAGGGCAGAGGUCACGCUCAGUUCAUCACAGGAAGUGACAGGAUGCAGGCAAAAGUGAUGCAGUCACUGAAGUUUGCACUACAGCCUGUUGUCAAAGACAUCUCUGUCACAUGGGAUUUACCAGAGGGAGUGUCUGCCACUGUCCUCUCUCCACCAAUCACAACCAUUUUCCAGGGUCAGAGGUCACUGCUUUAUGCCCAACUCCGUGGAAAGAGUUCACAGACUGACUGCAGUGUGACGGUGAAUUACACUCUGGCAGAUCAUCCCUAUAAGAACCAGAUGCAGUUUGACCUGAACCCUGCAAAGGACACUGGGUUAACGGUCCACAGGUUAGCCGCUCGCUCUCUGAUUCGUUCUCUGGAGGUUGAGGAAAGAGAGAACAGAGGAAAGUCAGAUGAAGACGUGAAGAAGAAGGUGGUGGAGCUCAGUGUCCAAUCAGGAGUGAGCAGUGGUCACACUGCCUUCAUUGCUGUCAACAAGGACAGUGGUGAUGCUGUUCAAGGACCUCUGGUGCGCAGAGAUGUUCCAACCCCUGGAUUUUUUCAACCCAUGAUGGCUAAGUAUUGUUCGGCGCCUAUGCAUUCUGGGUCCUAUACGCCCCUAAGAGGAGUUUUGCAGGAGAAGAAGGUCAAAUCUUCUGCACCUCAAGCUUCAAAGUUCAAGAUGACUUUUCCAUUUAAACUUUUUGGCCGCGGAGUUAAAGAUCAGAGGACGCAUCACUCUAUAGAAGCUGUAUGUUCGUUUUCAGAUGAGAUGCUCUUUAGCCCUUUACCACGCUAUGAGAUACGGUCUAGUUGUUUAAAACCUGACUACAUUGGGUGCCUGCCAAACAGAGCCUCUGAGCCCGAGCCGCCCCGCAGAGACCCUCUGCUGCAGCUGGUUUCCCUCCCGAAGGCGUCCGGCUGCUGGAUGCUGGAUGCAGCUCUUGCCUCAGUGCUGGGAAAAACUAGUAAAGAACUGGAGAAGUCGAAACCUAAAAAGGUCAGCAGUGAGGUGUGGGCCACCAUUCUGGCUCUGACCUGGCUUCAUGGAUUCAAGAUGGAUGCAAAGGAUGAAUGGGAGCUUCUGGCUGUGAAGGCUGCUUCAUGGGUCCAAGCCCAGAAUGCUCCAUGUGUGAAGGAGUGUGUUGAUGCUGCAAAUGCACUGCUGGGCUGCAGAGUGCAGAAGGAAGCUCUGGGGCUCCGAAGAAGGAACUGAAGUCCCAACUUCUGACAAAAGAUUUUAUUUUGAAAACGUAUUUUACGCUUUGCAACAUCUGCAAUAGAAAGUUUGUGCUCCGCAGUUUAUAGCUUUGUCAUAUUUUGAUGGUAAUACUCUGGCAUAAGUUCACAACUGAUGUUUUUUAUUAAAGAUUUAUUAAAGAGCCAUUUCUUGGUGGA